Molecule: messenger RNA, 12208 nt
Organism: Phymastichus coffea
Lineage: Eukaryota; Metazoa; Arthropoda; Insecta; Hymenoptera; Eulophidae
Gene: Dnah3
Product: dynein axonemal heavy chain 3-like
Exons: 22
Coding region: 1-12102 (4033 amino acids)
Biological process (GO): microtubule-based movement
Cellular component (GO): dynein complex
Molecular function (GO): minus-end-directed microtubule motor activity; ATP binding; ATP hydrolysis activity
Source: RefSeq, a predicted model, not a curated record
AUGGAGCCGCAGUGCUGGGGACCACAAACAUUUAAACCCGAAUGUGUUGAAUUUACCGAGUUGUACAAGAUUGUAACAGCGGAAAAGUAUCGAGUUCCUUGUAACGUUAAACGAAAGAUAACCAAAUGGCGAGUUUUCGGGGACGAUGGUAAAUUAAUUUACCCACCGGCGGAUAUAGUUAGAACACGGAAUGAAGAAUUAAAAAAGAUUGAAGAGCAAAGGGAGAGGGAGAUGAAGGAAAUACCCAAGAAUAUUAUCUCGCUGAGGGAUUUGAAGAAGAGGAAGACGAGGGAUUUUAAAAAGAGGAGAAAAGUGGAAAGCAAAAGGAUGGAGAGUGAAAGUGUUGAGGAAAAAAUUUUACAAAGCCGCGAGGCUGAAUUACCGAGGAGCAUUGAAGAUCAACUGGAAGAGUUAUGGAAAUCGUGGAACAUUUACCAAGCCAGCGAAACAAUCUUUGACGAGGAUUUGAAAGUUGUCGAGGAUUUUAAAUCUCACUGUCACUUCUUCGUUGAACCUUACGACAAACGCGUCACUACUCGAGUCGAGAAAUUAAUUUUCGAUAAGCUACGUCAACGUCUCGACUAUCGCAAGAAAUUACGUCAACUCGAGCAAGAAGUAAUCCAGUCGUAUGAGAUUCACUUACGCAAUUUCAUAACCGACUACAUGCUGUUAGAGCCGUCACAGCGUCGAUUAUUAAACGUUCGCCAAAUUCCAAAUAUGGCUUGGCCAACAUUCGUGAUCCGUGCGCCAGUACCGUGGCAUCAAUCCAAAGUCACAUCGAGCCACAAGAUGGAACACAACUUGUUCAUGACAAACGAGAUCGUUCGUAGGAUCCGUGACAUGUGGAGUGAAAAAUAUCGCCACACGAGGAUCAUCGACGUGAAAGAUCUUGGUGAAUUUCCCGUAGCAGCUCUGGAAAUCACCGAGAAAGUGAAAGUGAUCUGCAAACGAUCGCGCGAGAAGCUCGAGAAGGAAUGGCUAGCCGAGGUGGCCGAAUUGUUUCUCGAGCUCAAAUGUGCGUGGUCGGAUUUGUUCGACAAGCGUGCCGACGCGUCUACCGCGAUCGUCGAGAAGUACUUCCGGCACGUCGACGGGAUCUUGUCUCGACAGCUGAGAAUCGUCGUGGCGAAGACCCUGGAAGAAUUGAGAGAUUUUUUCGUUGCUUACGGCGACGGCAAUUCCUUCGAGGGAGACUAUCAGGAUCUCACGUUCACGAGGAAGCCGUUCAUGACGCUGAACGUGCUGUGGGAUCGGAACAACAAUCAAUUGCAAUGCGAACCAACGGUCCUCGAAGUGCGUAACACCGUAUCCCAAUGCAUUGACAUGGUGAUACGUGUCUCGCAUCGAAUGCCGAGUAUAGAGAACGUCCUAUUCCCGGAAAUACAAAAGAAGCGCUACUUAUUCGCUGUCUACCGUUGGGAAAAGGACAUAAAGGAUCUCGUCGUUCAAACGCUCCGAUCCAUCGUUCGCAACACUCAAGGCCCGCAAUUAUACCUACAGCGUUACGUCCAGUAUUACUAUCUGCUAGACGGCUCGGCGGCUCAAGAUCUCGCCAAAUUUUUCAAAAUUGAACCAGCGCCGUUCUUGAAGGACUUUGGAAAUCGCAUCAAGGCUUACGACACGCUACGGAAAGAGAUGUUCUUGUUUCGUGAUAAGAUCCCGUUGAAUCUGAUCGAGAUCGACUGCAGCUCGUUGAACGAAUCGCUGAGGGACAUACUUUAUGAUUUGCGCUCGGUCAUCUGCAACAGCUUUCUCGAGCAGGUGCGCGCGAACAAUCGCGAAGUCUGCGCGAGCUUCGACGAGAUUGCCGAACGUAUCGCCGGUAUGCCGGAGGUGACUCGCGACGUCGUGGAGCUCUACAACUACUUGAUAGACAGCCGCGACUCGAGCAUGCUGAUCCUCCGCGCCAAAUUGUCGCAGAGUGCCGAGGUCGUGUUGUUCCUGGCGGAACACCAGACGCCGCUCUCGGCCGACGACAUCCAGCUGAACAGUCGGUCGUUCACUUGGCCGCGGGAGAUGGAAACUAUGAUGGAACUCGCCGCGACGAGAUUGAACAUGAGGAAGGAAUUCGUCGAGGGCGUACUGAGAAAUCGCCGGCAAGUGUUCGACGGCAAAGUCGAGGCUCUGCACUCCAAAUUCGAGAUUUUCAAGAAGAAAGAUCCACCAAUCGUCAGCAUGGACGAGAUGGUUUCCAACGCCAAGGAGAUCGAAAUAAUCGCUCGCGAAAUGCGGGAAUUGGAAAGGGAAGCCGAAGAGAUCAACAUCGAGGAGUCGCUUCUCGAUCUGGAAGUAUCGCCGUACCUGUCGCUGGCACCAAUGAGCGCGAGCGUUGCGCAAUUCGACCAACUGUGGCACACGGUGCUCGACUUCCACGUGAAGUACGAGCGCUGGAUGUUCGGUCCGUUCCAAGGCCUCGACGCCGAGGAGAUGCGCGAACAGGUCGAUCUGUUCUGGAAGAGUCUCUACAAAUUGUCGCGCGGUCUGGCCGAACUGCCGGCUGCUCGAAGAAUCGCCGAGAUGGCGCGCGGCAAGGUCGACAAGUUCAAGCAGCUGUUGACGCUGCUGCAAGGCAUUUGCAAUCCCGGGCUGCAAGCGAGGCACUGGGCGAAGAUCGGCGAGGCCGCCGGCGUCGAGGUGAAAGUCGGCCCCGAGAGCUGUUUGUCCGACGUGCUCGAGCUCGGAUUGCUGGCGCACGUCGGCAAGAUCGAGGAGAUCUCCGGCGCCGCGUCCAAGGAACACGCUCUGGAGACGACUCUGAGGAGAAUGCAGCAGGAUUGGCAGGACGUGAGAUUCGACCUGAGCCCUUAUCGCGAGAGUGGCGUCAGCGUUUUGGCAGCCCUGGACGACGUGCAGACGCUGCUCGAUGAGCAUAUACUCAAAGCGCAAACGAUGCGCGGCUCGCCUUACGUCAAAGCAUUCGAGUCCGAAAUGCAAGCGUGGGAAGACAAGCUGAUUGGCAUGCAGGACAUCAUCGACCAGUGGCUGGCCUGCCAAGCUACUUGGAUGUAUCUCGAGCCCAUUUUCGGCAGCGAAGACAUCAUGAGGCAGAUGCCUACCGAGGCGAAGAACUUCCGCAAAGUCGACAAAACGUGGAGGAGCAUCAUGGAAUUCGUCGAGGCUGACACGAAAGUGUUGGUAGCCACGAGCAUGCCGGAGAUGUUGGAGUUACUGAGGGAGAGCAACGAUCUGUUGGACGACAUUCAGAAGGGCUUGAACGACUAUCUGGAGAAGAAGAGGCUGUUCUUCCCGAGGUUCUUCUUUUUGUCCAAUGACGAAUUGCUCGAGAUUCUGUCCGAGACGAAGGAUGCGCAGAGGGUACAACCCCACUUGAAGAAGUGUUUCGAAGGCAUCAAAAGUCUGAGGUUUCACAAGGUGGAUGAAAUCAUCGGUAUGCUGUCCGAGGAGGAGGAAUACGUGCCGUUCAGCGGCAAAAUUUAUCCGGCCGACGCCAAAGGCAUGGUCGAACGAUGGCUCGCUCAGGUCGAGGAGCUGAUGAAGACGUCGUUGCGCGACAUCGCGCAAGACAGUGUGAUCGCUUACUUCAUGGACUCACGCGAAGAGUGGAUUUUGGCGUGGCCUGGUCAAAUUGUGCUCUGCGCCAGUCAAGUGCAUUGGACCAGCGAGGUGUGCGAGUCCUUCGAUGACGCCUCGACCGCGGAUUACCUGGACAAAUGUUCCGAGCAGAUCGAGAAGACCGUCGCUCUGGUCAGAGGCAAGUUGGAACCUGGUGCGAGGAUCACUUUGAAUGCCUUGAUCGUCAUUGACGUUCACGCGAGAGACGUGGUGAAACUGCUGGUGGAAAGGAAGGUCAAAGACGUCAUGGACUUCAAUUGGAUCGCGCAGCUGAGGUAUUAUUGGAUGGAAGGUAGCGUGACGGUGUCCAUGAUAACCACUGACGUGGAAUACGGCUACGAAUAUUUAGGCAACAGUAGUCGACUCGUUAUAACACCGCUGACCGAUCGUUGCUAUCGCACGCUUAUGGGUGCGUUAAAGUUGAAUCUCGGUGGUGCACCCGAAGGACCAGCUGGUACUGGCAAGACCGAGACGGCCAAAGAUCUUGCUAAAGCUAUUGCCAAACAGUGCGUUGUAUUCAAUUGCUCCGAGGGUUUGGAUUACGCUGCUAUGGGCAAGUUUUUUAAAGGAUUGGCGCAGUCUGGUGCCUGGGCUUGUUUCGAUGAGUUUAAUAGGAUUGAGUUGGAAGUGCUAUCGGUUAUCGCUCAACAGAUUUUGUCCAUUCAGUUGGCAAUAGAAUUGAAGCUAGAGAGAUUUAUAUUCGAGGGUACAGAGUUGAAGUUGAAUCCAACGUGCAACGUCAUCAUCACGAUGAAUCCCGGCUAUGCCGGCAGGCAGGAAUUGCCCGACAACUUGAAAGUACUGUUUCGCACUUGUGCUAUGAUGGUGCCGGAUUACGCGAUGAUCGGUGAGAUCACACUGUACUCGUAUGGAUUCACUCACGCUAGACCACUCGCCGAAAAGAUCGUUCACACUUACAAGCUUUGCUCCGAACAACUGAGCUCGCAGAGUCACUAUGAUUACGGGAUGCGCGCAGUGAAGACGGUUCUUCUUGCGGCCGGCAACCUCAAGUUGAAAUACGUGAACGAACAGGAAGCAAUUUUGCUCUUACGUGCCAUCAUCGACGUGAACGAACCAAAAUUCCUCGCUCAGGAUUUGCCGCUGUUUCAAGGCAUCUAUAGCGAUUUGUUUCCCGGAGUUGAGCUGCCGACGCCAGAUCGCGAUGAGCUUGUCGCACUGAUCAAAGAGCACCUCGACAAGAGGCAAUUGCAAGCUACGGAGUGGUAUGUUGGCAAAAUCAUACAGAUUUACGAGAUGGUGCUGGUGAGGCAUGGGUUGAUGAUCGUUGGGGAUCCACUUUGCGGCAAGACUCAGGCAUACGAAGCGUUGGCUGAUGCACUUACGGAUUUGGCACAGAAGAAGACAGUUACCAUUCGAGAAUGGAGGGUUGUGUACAGGGUGAUCAAUCCUAAAGCAAUGACGCUGGGUGAACUGUACGGAUGCUUCGAUCCAGUCUCUCACGAAUGGAGCGACGGUAUAUUAGCCAGUGCAUUUCGCGAAUUCGCGACGUCAGGAACAGCAGAGCGCAAAUGGCUGAUAUUCGAUGGACCGAUCGACGCGGUGUGGAUCGAGAACAUGAACACGGUGCUCGACGACAACAAGAAACUCUGCUUGAUGUCCGGCGAGAUCAUACAAAUGCCGCAGCGCAUGAACAUGGUUUUCGAAACUGGCGACUUGGAGCACGCAUCGCCGGCGACUGUCAGUCGCUGCGGGAUGAUAUACAUGGAGAGUACGCAGCUCGGCUGGCGUGCUUUCUUCGAGUCGUAUAAGAACAAAGUCAAGGACAAAUUGUUGGCCGAACAGAUGGAACUGAUGACCGAGGUCGUCGAGUGGUUGCUUGUUCCCGUAUUCGCAUUAAUCAGGAAUAAGUGUCGCGGAUUCGUGGACACCGACGAGUUGCACAUGUUUACGUCGUUCUCGAAAUUACUGACCAUAAUGCUCAACGAGGAGACGCAAGUGAGCACCGUUUGGCUGCAGUGCUCGAUAAUUUUCAGUAUCGUUUGGGGUACGUGUUCGACUUUAGUGAACGACAGUAGACAGGCCAUGGAUACUUUCCUUCGAAAGAUUCUCACUGGCAAUAACGAGGAUUAUCCGAGACCCAAGUGUUUUAAAUUAACGAAGCAGCAGCUGUUUCCAGAUCGCAAUACAAUUUUCGAUUGGGUUUGCGACAAAAAGAACAAUUAUUCUUGGAUACCGUGGAUGGAAACUUCCGGUCAGAUAACGUUACCAAGCCAAGGGAAGAUGAGCGAUCUGAUAAUACAAACAACGGAGAUGUCGAUACAACGUUUCUUCCUGUCGCUGCUACUCGACAAUUUGAUUCCCGUGUUGUUUGUCGGACCGACCGGUACUGGCAAAUCCACGGUUGUGUUGAAUUACAUGCUGACGUUGCCGAAGAACAAGUUCAUCCAGAAUAUGCUGAAUUUCAGCGCGAGAACAACGGCAGCUCAAACUCAAGAGAUCGUUAUGUCAAAAUUAGAUCGCAGACGCAAAGGCGUGUAUGGCCCUGCUAUGGGAAAAAAAUGCGUUCUGUUCAUCGAUGACUUGAGUAUGCCACAACCAGAGACAUACGGUGCACAACCCCCAGUGGAACUUUUACGCCAAUGGUUGGACCACGGACAUUGGUUUGACACGAGAGACACAAGUAUCUUACAAUUAGUUGAUAUUCUACUCGUCGCUGCUAUGUUACCACCUGGCGGUGCUUCCAAUAAAUUGACAUCGAGGUUCACAAGGCAUCUACAUAUCAUCGGUAUCGAUGCUUUCGAUGAUAAUACCAUGACAAGGAUUUUCGGCGCGAUUCUCGAUUGGCAUUUCGCUAAAGGAUUUGAUCCCAACGUCACGCGAUUGGGUAAAUCCGUACUAUCCGGCACAAUGGAAGUCUAUCGUAAGACCAUCGAGAAUUUCCUUCCUAUACCAAGUAAAAGCCACUAUAUGUUCAAUCUUCGCGACUUCAGUCGCGUGAUCGGUGGCAUACUCCUCGUACCAUCGUCGAGACUGAAGGAUCCCGAUAAGCUCAUAAGACUGUGGAUCCACGAGGUUUAUCGUGUGUUUUACGACAGACUCGUCGACGUGGACGAUCGCGAGAAAUUAUUCGCGAUGGUCAAGAGCGCCACGUAUGAGCAUUUACGCCAACCGAUUGACAAAGUGCUCGGGAGCUUCUUGGGCGAGGGUGAAAACGAGAUCAACAGUGGGCACAUUAGCAGUCUACUGUUUGGAAAUUAUAUGGAGCCUGAUGCCGACCCGAAGACUUACGAUGAGAUAUCGGAUUUUGAGGAUCUGAAGGAAAAAAUGGAAUACUACCUGGACGAGUACAACAGCCUAUCGAAAACGCCAAUGUCACUCGUGCUCUUUCGUUACGCGAUCGAGCACGUGUCGCGUGUCUCGCGCAUUCUGCAACAAGACAACGGCCACGCGCUACUCGUCGGCGUUGGUGGUUCUGGUCGCACAUCGUGCGCACGUUUGGCCACGAGUAUGGCGGAUUACGCGCUAAAGACAAUCGAGAUGACGCGUACCUACGGCCACAACGAGUGGCGAGACGACUUGAGGGGCAUGCUGCUGAGAGCCGGCUACGAGGGCAAACCGACGGUGUUCUUGCUCAGCGACAAUCAGAUCAAGCAAGAAAGCUUCCUGGAGGAUUUGAGCAUGCUGCUGAACACCGGCGACGUGCCGAAUUUGUACGGUGGCGAAGAGAAAGCGGAGAUUCUCGAGAAGAUGACUGAAGUCGUGAGAGAAGCUCAGUUAAAAGUUUCGGGUUCAGGUCGCGGUGGAGAGACAAGUCCAAUGGCACUGUACGGCACCUUCAUCGAACGAGUGAAGAAGAAUAUUCACAUAGUAUUGGCCAUGUCGCCGAUCGGUGAAGCAUUUCGCGUACGUUUACGUAUGUUUCCGUCACUCAUCAACUGCUGCACUAUCGAUUGGUAUACUUCGUGGCCCAAUGAAGCCCUCGAACGCGUCGCCACAAGAUUCUUACGGGAUUUAGAAAUUAGCGAAUCACACAAGAACAAGUGCGUGACUUUGUGCCAGCACUGUCACAUGAGCGUCGUAAAUGCCAGCGAAGAUUUCUGGAGAAUGCAAAAGCGACGAAAUUACGUAACGCCCACGAGCUACCUGGAACUGAUAAAAUGUCUUCAUAAGUUCCACGGCCAGAAGGUUGACGAGAUUAGAAAGCAGCAGAAUCGCUACGAAGUCGGAUUGGAAAAAUUGGACUUCGCCGCUGGUCAAGUGUCGGUAAUGCAAGAGGAAUUGCAGGCUCUGCAGCCAAAACUGGUGGCGCAAUCGCAACUCAGUGACAAAUUGAUGAUACGCAUCGAGCAAGAUACCGUGAAUGUCGAAGCAAAGAAGGAAGUUGUCGCUGCGGAUGAGGCACUUGCCAACGAAGCCGCGGCCGCUGCGCAAGCUAUCAAGGACGAUUGCGAGUCUGACCUUGCCGAAGCUACGCCUGCUUUGGAAGCAGCGCUCGCGGCUUUGGACACCUUGAAACCCGCUGACAUUACCAUUGUUAAGAGCAUGAAGAAUCCGCCGACGGGAGUGAGACUGGUCAUGGAAGCUGUUUGCGUGUUAAAAGGUGUGAAACCCGACCGAGUACCCGAUCCAAAAACCGGUGGCAUGGUCGAAGAUUACUGGCCAGCAUCAGUACGUCUACUUGGUGAUAUCAAGUUCCUCGAGAGCCUCAAAUACUUCGACAAGGACAAUAUACCGCAGAAUAAUAUGAAAAAGAUCCGCGAGAAAUUUAUGAACGAUCGGAGCUUUCAGCCCGAGGUCAUCAAGAAAGUAUCGACAGCUUGCGAGGGCUUGUGCAAGUGGGUAAGAGCGAUGGAAGUUUACGACCGUGUGAUCAAAGUCGUCGCGCCGAAGAAAGCUAUGCUGGCUGAGGCUGAAGCUGAACUGGCUUCCCAGAUGGAAACUCUGAAUGCCAAGAGAGCUCUGUUACAGGAAGUGACGGACAAGCUGCAGCAAUUGAACGAUGAGUUCGCCGAGUGCAUGCGCGAGAAGAAGAAGCUCGAGGACCAAAUCGAGCUUUGUCAACAGAAACUCGAGCGUGCUGAAAAGCUCCUCGGCGGUCUCGGCGGCGAAAAGACGCGCUGGAGCGAAACCGCGCACACGCUCGGCGCGAGCCUCGAGAACGUCAUCGGUGACAUCCUGUUGGCGUCGGGAAUCGUCGCGUAUUUGGGCGCUUUCACAGUGCUCUAUCGCGACUCGUUGGUGCAAGAAUGGCACGUUGCAUGUCAGCGAGCCGAGCUACCGUGUUCACCACCACCAUUCAGCUUGGCCGACACACUUGGCGAUCCUGUACAAGUGAGACUUUGGUUGUUGAACGGAUUGCCAGCUGAUAAAUUUUCCGUAGAAAAUGGAAUAAUCGUUAGAGCGGCCGAACGUUGGCCGCUGAUGAUAGAUCCGCAAGCACAGGCGAACAAAUGGAUAAAAAAUUUGGAGAAAGAUAAUCGUUUGGCCAUAAUCAAACUUACAGAUCCGAAUUACACGAGGAUUAUCGAGACUGCCAUUCAACUUGGUACACCGGUGUUGAUGGAGAAUAUUCUUGAAGAGAUCGAUGCGAUUUUAGAGCCAGUGCUGUUGAAGAGUUUGUUCAUGCAGAGAGGAGUUUUGUGCAUCAAGUUUGCCGAGAAUGUCUUGGAGUAUAAUCGUGACUUUCGAUUUUAUAUUACCACGAGAUUGAGGAAUCCACACUAUUUACCUGAAUUGGCAGUAAAAGUUAGUCUGUUGAAUUUUACGAUAACACCGCAAGGUUUGCAAGAUCAGUUGUUGGGCAUAGUAGUUGCUAAAGAAUUACCAGUGUUGGAAGAAAAGAAGAACCAAUUGAUCGUCGAAAGUGCGAACAACAAACGGAUAUUAAAAGAAGUCGAAGAUCGAAUACUAGAAGUAUUAUCGAGUUCGGAAGGUAACAUUCUUGAAGACGAAACUGCGAUUAAGAUACUUUCAAGUUCCAAGACGUUAUCCGAAGACAUACGAGCCAAACAAGAAGUCGCAGUUGAAACUUCAAAAGAAAUCGACGUUGCUCGAGAUGGCUACAAACCAGUUUCCUCAUACGCUUCAACAUUAUUCUUUUGCAUCUCCGAAUUGGCGAAUAUCGAUCCAAUGUAUCAAUACUCCUUACCAUGGUUCAUGCGUUUAUUCACCAUGACGAUCGAGCAGAAAACAACGAUUAAAGAUAAUAAAGAAGAGAACGCUUUACAAAUACGAAUCGACACAUUGAACAAGAUGUUCACUGCGACAAUCUACAAAAACGUCUGCAGAUCAUUGUUCGAGAAAGACAAGCUCGUAUUCUCUUUCAUACUUUGCGCUGGGAUUUUGAGAGGAGUUAACGAAUUGGAUGAAGAAUUAUGGUCGUUUCUUUUAACCGGUGGUGUAGCCUUGGACAAUCCAUAUUCAAAUCCCGAUCCAACUUGGUUAUCCGACAAAUCGUGGUCGGAGAUAACACGAGCGAGUGAUUUGAACGGAUUGAAUCAGUUAAGAGAUACUUUCGUUGAUAAUAUCGUCAUAUGGAAGGAUUAUUAUGAAUUACCGAAUCCCGAUGAGAAUCCUUUACCGCAUCCAUACGAUGCAGAUGAUGACGGUAGUAUGAGGAGAUUGGUUAUUGUUAGGUGCAUUAGACCCGAUAAACUCGUACCGGCUAUACGAGCUUUUGUCAUUAGUAAGAUGGGAUUGACGUUUGUCGAACCACCACCUUUUGAACUAACAGAUUCUUAUAAUGAUUCGAAUAACGUUACACCGUUAAUCUUCAUAUUGACUCCAGGUUCUGAUCCAAUGGCUGGGCUCUUAAAAUUCGCUACAGACUUGGGAAUCUCAGCCAAAAGUUUGAAAACUAUAUCGCUAGGCCAAGGUCAAGGACCAGUUGCCACGGAAGCGAUUAAUAAAGCAUUGGAAAUUGGUGAAUGGCUCGUGCUACAGAAUUGCCAUUUAGCCGAGUCUUGGAUGAGAGAGCUGGAUCGUAUUUGUGAUGAAGUUAUCGUACCUGCCGCUACGCAUCCCAAAUUUCGACUUUGGCUUACGAGUUAUCCGUUUAAAGCUUUUCCGAUAUCAAUUCUACAGAAUGGCGUAAAGAUGACCAACGAACCGCCGAAAGGUCUGAGGAGUAAUUUGAUGAGAAGUUACACGAGUGAUCCGAUCUCGAAUAAGAGUUUCUUUAACGGUUGUAAAAAAAUCACCGAGUGGCGUAAACUUCUCUUCUCGCUUUGCCUCUUCCAUGGCGUUGUUCAAGAGCGUCGUACGUUUGGUCCGCUCGGUUGGAAUAUCCCAUACGAGUUCAACGACUCGGACUUGUGUAUAAGCUUGAUGCAGUUGCAAAUGUUUCUCAACGACUACGAGGAAGUUCCGUUGGAAGCUUUGCUUUAUCUGAUCGGCGAGUGUAAUUACGGCGGACGCGUAACAGACGACAAAGACCGACGAUUGCUGAAUUCGUUGCUAGGCAAAUAUUUGAACGAACAGAUUAUCGAGAGCGAAGAGUACUAUUACUCGCCAAGUAUACGAUUGACGGCUGAUAUGGAUUAUCAAGGUUGUAUUAGAUAUAUUCACUCGCUGUCGGUUAGCCAACCACCCGAGACAUUCGGUUUGCAUCAGAAUGCGGAUAUAGCGAAGGAUAAUUCCGAGACGAUGAUGCUACUCGAGGGUGCUUUACUUGCUCAGUCGCAAUUAGGUCAAGCGACCGGUUCGGAGAAGAGUAACGAUCAGAUGGUUUACGAUUUAGCAUGUGAGAUUCUCGAUAAAAUGCCGGAAGAAGAAUUCAACGUUGAAAAUGUGUCCAUGCGAUAUCCCGUUAUUUAUCAAAAUAGUAUGAACACAGUACUUCGGCAAGAAUUGAUUCGUUGUAAUCGACUUACCGAAGUGAUUAAGAGUAGCUUAAUGAAUUUGAAAAGAGCUGUUAAAGGACAAAUUGUCAUGUCGGCGAGCCUUGAAGAGAUUUUUAAUAGUAUGAGUCUAGGGCGCGUUCCAGAGUCGUGGAAGAAAAAAUCAUAUCCGACGUUGAAGCCCUUGAAUAGCUAUAUCAAUGACCUUCUGCAGAGGAUAGUGUUCUUUCAGGAAUGGAUUGAUCAUGAUGCGCCGAAUGUGUUUUGGAUUUCCGGAUUCUUUUUUACGCAGUCAUUUCUCACUGGUGUCCUGCAGAAUUUUGCCAGAAAACAUACUAUACCCAUUGACCGAUUGGAUUUUGAGUUUCAGAUAACGAAAUACGAGAAACCCGAAGAAGUAAAUGAAUCACCGGUACACGGCGUCUACAUUUACGGUUUAUUUAUCGAAGGUGCACGUUGGAAUCGCAACAUACAAGAAUUGGACGAAUCUCUGCCAAAAAUAAUGUUCGACAGCGUGCCUAUAAUCUGGCUACGACCUGGUAUCAAAGCUGAUUUUAUGCCGCAAUCAGUCUAUUAUUCACCGUUGUAUAGAACAAGCGAGAGACGUGGUGUUUUAGCUACAACUGGACAUUCAUCGAAUUUCGUAAUGUUUAUAUUGUUCCUCACAACAGUCAAACAGGAUCACUGGAUUCAGCGUGGUGUCGCCUGUCUUUGUCAAUUAGACGAUUGAGGAAGAAUCAAAGAGUACGAUGUAUUCUCACUUUUGUAUAUUUGUAUUUUCUUUUAAAUGAAAAAAUUAGAUGUAAUUAUCUCACGCAACUUGCUUUUAAAUUUGA